GACAAUUCGUGUGUUGUCAUCAUCAGCUGUUAACAACAAAACAGUUUUUUUUUUAUAAUAAUAAUUAUUAUUAUAUAUUUAAUAAAGACCAUUUUAAAGGAAAUAGCUGAAACUAACGUACACCGGAUUGUCACAAUGUCAAAACAACUAGUCCAUCUCCCCGACUGCACCAACAGAUGCCACUCCAUCCAUCACGGAGACAUCCUUACUGCUGCCACAACAAAAAGAAGCAUUAGCCACACUGACCUCUCAUCUUUCUUUUUAUAUACCUGCUGCUGUUGUGAAUCUGUGAUGGACUCAGAGGGCCGCAACGCUUUACAUAUUGCUGCUUCAUGUGGUAGAACUGACUUAGUUAGGUGGCUCGUGGAAAACCGUAGGGCCAAUGUUAAUGUGAAGGAUAGAGAGUCGGGAUAUACCGCGCUGCAUAGGAGUAUGUUUCACGGGAAAAUUGAUACUGCUGUUGAGUUAAUUAAGUUGGGUGCCAGUCUAACAGUUCAAGACUCUGAUAGUUUAACCUAUCUAGAGCAUGCUAUGGUAGAUCGUUUUCGUCCCAAGCAAAUAAGUGAUUGCGGAGAGGCGUUUACUUGGGGUGCAAACUCGAAUAACUCUUUAGGUUCGCAAUUGCCUAGAACAGUACCUGAGACUAUGGAUAUAUUCCAUAAAGAAUAUCCAAAUGAAUUUGUUAGGCAGCUUCUUAUCCAGGAGUAUCACAGCGUGAUUCUGACACAGUCUGGUUCAGUAUUCUCCUGUGGUCAUGGUCAAGGUGGUAGGUUAGGCCUCGGUAUACAACACACUGAAGUAAUCCCUAAGCUGAUUAAGUUCCCAAAUGUGCCAAAUACUAAUGAAAAAGUCGAAAUUAUAAAUUUUAGCAUUUCCAGAGAUCAUGGACUGUUUCUAUCAUCUAGUGGAGAAAUUUAUUCUUGUGGCCUUAACAAACAUAGGGUACUAGGGAUCGCUCCUCCGCCUACUGAAUUGUUGGUACCGAAAAUUGUAAAGCACUUUGCAGAUAAAAACUCGUUUGUUGCUACUGGGAAUUAUCACUCAAUGGUGUGGAAUAAGUCAGGUAUGUUCACAUGGGGCCUAAAUGCAGGUCAGUUAGGUCACCAACUGAUAAAUCAAUCCGACGACAAAUACAUUUUAACACCGAAACGAGUAAAAUGCAUUAGCACAACGGAAGACAAUUACAUUAAAUUAGCUUGUUCUGGCACAGGGGCCUCUGUGGUUUACACCAAGAAAGGAGAUGUUUUUGUUUUGCAUGAAUACCAGUGCAGGAAAAUUGCCUCCAGGCUUCUUAAUUUGGUCCAGCUAGCAGUCAUCGGUGGUAAAUUAAACCAUACCCUUGAUUCUGAACUGUCCAGUAAAAAUCGAGAAUUAAAAGUAGUUGCCUUGACCAACACCGGCAAUGUACUACUAUGGCAAGAGUCAGAUCCUGUCUUGCGCAGAUGUGUAUUUUCUAUUAAUAGGUCACUUAAUAUUAAGCAAGUAACUUUAAAUAUAAAUCACUUAAUGUUUGUGACGUUAGAUGGGGAAGCAUUUAGGGGGGAAGCGAAGCCGAGAAAGAAGAAAACUGUGCCAGUAGAAAAAGAUACAAGCAUAAAAAGCGAUUUUCAUAAAUUUUUAGAAAAGGACGAGUGUAUUAGCGUGAAAUUGGAAAGGAUCCCGAGGGUGCAUAGGGGAAUUUUUGUGCAAAGUGAUCCUAAAGGACAAAACUUCGCUGUGAUACAGGAACUUCCAUAUAAAGAAUUUAAACUAGAUGAAAUAAGUGAAUCGACUAUGCGUGACAACAUGUUAAAUCUCCAUUUAACCGCCGAGUCUUCUGACGAUAUCACUGAUAUAGAAUUUAAUGUUGGCGGUAAAACAUUCGCUGCUCACCGGUACAUUUUGGCAUCAAAAAGUAAAUAUUUCUUUAAUCUGUUUUCCCAACAUCCCGAUCAGAUUAUACCCUUAAAGGGAUACCAUCCAAACAUAUUUGAGGAACUUUUAAUGUAUAUUUAUACGGGGAAUAGCAAGCUUAUUGAAUUGGGCGAAUUAAGGAGCGAGUCGCUUUUACGACUGUGUCAUUUUACUAAACCGAUUGAGGAAGUUAAAGAGAAUCUGAUUAUCGACGGAAGCAAAUCUGCCUUUAAAUAUUAUUCAAAGAAGGAGCAAAACGGUGGUAAGGAAAAGAAACUGGAUAAUCCGGUUAGGAUGCUUCACGAAAUGUCUAAAAGGUUUGAAGUUGAUGAGUUACAGAAGAUCCUGAGCAACCUCGAUAUGUCGAAGAAUUGUAUCAUUCUAAAAAAGGGAGCUGAAGAGAAACCAAAAGUUCCACUUAAGUUUGACCGAAACAUGUGUCCAGAAUUAUAUGACAUUGAGAUAGAAUGUAAAGACGAGCGGGUAGUAAAGGCACAUAAGUGUAUUUUGGCUGCCAGGUUGGACUACUUUGCUAGUUUGUUUAGUUCCAGAUGGAAGGGGGGUGAAACAUCAAGAAUAUCCAUGCCUUUCUCCAAAGGGGUUGUAGAAGGCCUUCUAGAAUUCCUAUAUACGGACACACUGGACAAACUAAACGAAAAAGACACCGAUCAACUAUUUAAAAUAAUCAUUUUAGCAGACCAGUUCUUUGUCACGCGUUUAAAAGACCAAUGCGAGAAUAUCCUGUCCAAUUUACUAACGAUCAAAAACGCUAUUCAGUUGCUCACCUUUGCCGAUGCUUACCACGCGGACAGUUUAAAGGAAACUUGCUUCGACUUUAUCCAGAAGAACAUGACGUCGUUUCUGGAGUUGAAACUGUUGGAAGACUUGGAGUGUGAGCUGCUUAAAGAGUUAUCCCAGGUGUACCAAGUGAAAAGGGCGGUGGAUUAUAGGACAAUUACUCCUUACUCCACGGCAGUGUCUGAUGAAAGUAUUUUAAAAAUAGGCGCAAAUUACCCUGUUGAUAUCACUGAGAUAAAAGAGAAGGUCAGUAAAGUUUCUAGUGCCAGAAAACGGGUUAGAAAUCACAAAAAUAGCACGUCUGAGAAGCAUUUAUCGCAAUCGUUAGAAAGCGACUCAAGUAUUAAUAAUAUGUCAUUUAGAUAUGUUACGGAUUCAGAAGAAUCCUUAAAUAAUUCUCUACCAAGCAGAUUAAGAGCGAUCGUAAUUGCCAGUGACAUCGCGCGUACAGAAGAAAUUGAUGAAAAUUUCACGCGAUUGAAAAAAAAGUCGGAAUCGGAUGGUUUGAGCAGAUCUUUUGUGGAGUUUCCACUGCUCAGCAGCCCUCCGCAGCAUUCCGGGUUUCAUGGUAGAACUCCAAAGUCUGAGGGGAGAUUGAAACCGAUGAAGUUGUCGCAGAAGCAGAGGAAACGAUUGUCUUCUGAGAGCGGACAAGUUGGGGUUGAGGUAUCGCCAAAUAUACCAGAAAGCCCAAAAAAUCCCUGGAAAAUACUUCAGGAUCCAGUCUCGCCUCAAAACUCCCCCAAAAAUGACAGUAUAGGCUCGAUUAUUUCCAGUGAAAAGAGGCAAAAAGAAAAUUUAGUGAAAAUAACUAGUAAGCAACUGAUUCACACUCAGUUGGAAGAUAAAGCUAUAGAAGAACUCAGAGUAUUCUAUAAUGUGGACAACAUAGAAGAAGAAGUGAUUAUUAUUGAUAGAGUUUCAAUGGGCGCUAUAGCAGUACCCACUUGGGUACCAAAAGUGAAAUAAAAUAUGACAGUAUUUUAAUAAUUUUAUUUUGUAACUUUGUACAUUUCUUGAUUGUGUAAAUGUUUUAGUUAUUAGUAAAUAGUUGAAUAUAGUCUUAAAACAAA
Molecule: messenger RNA, 3764 nt
Organism: Anthonomus grandis grandis
Lineage: Eukaryota; Metazoa; Arthropoda; Insecta; Coleoptera; Curculionidae
Product: inhibitor of Bruton tyrosine kinase
Exons: 12
Coding region: 136-3660 (1174 amino acids)
Molecular function (GO): protein binding
Source: RefSeq, a predicted model, not a curated record